Molecule: messenger RNA, 2041 nt
Organism: Penaeus indicus
Lineage: Eukaryota; Metazoa; Arthropoda; Malacostraca; Decapoda; Penaeidae
Product: proton channel OtopLc-like
Exons: 11
Coding region: 1-1911 (636 amino acids)
Biological process (GO): proton transmembrane transport
Cellular component (GO): membrane
Molecular function (GO): proton channel activity
Source: RefSeq, a predicted model, not a curated record
AUGGGGGUAGAAGCGUACCCGGACCACCCUGAGCGCGACUCCCUGGACGGGCACCUCCCCGGCUCCUCCCACGGGACCGGCAACCCCCCGCCGCCCCCCGCGCCCCCCGCCGCCUCCGGGGUCAGCACCAAGCCUUCCGGCAGCGGCUUCACCAAGGGGCCGAAUGCCAAGAACAAGAAGCACAAGAAGCUAAAGAACGAGGCCGAUGAAGGGCCGCCCUCUGGCGACGGCGCAGAGAAGGACAAGAAGAAAGACCUCUACGAAAAGUCCGGCAAAGACAAGGACAUGGAGACCGGCGGGGGCUACCGGCCCAAAACCGAACCCUACACGUACCUCUGGGUCGUCAUGUCCGGAAUGUAUGGGAAGCUGGUGGUGCUGCUCAUGCUUGCCUUCUGCCUCACCGAGGUCCUCGACAACCAGGUUCUGCCGCUCACGUUCCAGGGCAUCUUCCUCAUGUACCUGUACGUGGGCUCCAUCGUGGCCAUCAUGUGCAUCUACGUGACCGUGAUCGCGGACAACUGCCCCUCGAUCACCGCCAGCAAAGAGAACCUGACGAAGAACGGGGACCCUGAGGCGGGCUCCAUCACCUCCUUCGGGACGCUCAAGAGGGCGCACAUUUCCCGCUCGAAGACUUCAAGGACCUCCUUCUACCUGCGGGUCGGCGCGCUGGUGUUCGGCCUCGGAACGCUCAUCUUCAACGGCUUGGAGAUCGCCAUGCACUCCACCAUGAAGGGCGAGUGCGUGGAGGACAUCGUGUUCGCGCACCCGAUCCUGCAGGCGCUCUUCACCUUCCUGCAAAUGCACUUCCUCUUCGUCAACUCCGAGGUGAUCGUGGAGAAGUUCGGGCAGGUGGCCCGGUUCGGCUUCAUGCACCUGGUGGCCACCAACGUGGCCAUCUGGAUCCGCAUGGUGGUCUGGGAGUCGGCCACAGACUCCAUCGAGGUCAUGUACUCCGACAUGCCGCUGGCCGAGGUGCCGCCCCACGCCGAGCAGGUCCUGCGCCUGUACUCCUGCUUCCAGAACAACUCCCUGGGGCGCCUCUGGACCGACGCACAGCCCUACCUGUUCCCGUUCCUGGUGGAGUACAGCCUGAUCGCGGCGGCCGUGACCUACAUCAUGUGGUGCAACGUGGGCAAGGAGAAGAUGAAGAAGCUGGGCCACCUGAGCAAGGCGUCGGCCGAGGAUUCCGCCACGCUGGACAAGAGAGGCGUCCGGAAGGGGUACUGGAAGGUCGACUGCCGCUCCGCCUCCAAGGGGCUGUUCCUCGGGCUGCUCUGCCUGGUGGGCGGCAUCGUGAUCCUCAUCAUGUUCUUCGUGAUGAAGAACGAGGACGACUUCCAGGACACGAUGUUCUGGAUCAGCAACGCCACGCAGAUGAUCAUCCUGGGGCUGGCGGUCAUCAGCACCGUCAUCGGCUUCCUGCAGAUCCCCAAGCUCUCGGUGUCGACCUCGAAGCCGCUCGACCUCGACCGCCUCCUCCUCUCGACGACCAUCAUCGGCGUCUACCUGUUCGCCGUCUUCGGCAUGAUCGUCGGCGGAAUCAACUACACCGACUCGCAGUCGCUCGCCACCUUCUGCGUGCACGCCCUGCUGCUCGUGCAGGUGUCCCUGCAGGGGAUGCUGGUGGCGGAGGCGAGUCGGCGUACCUGCACCUCCAGGUACCAGAUGCUGACGAAGCCGGGCCGCCAGGUGAUCACGUUCCUGCUGUUCGCCAACAUCACGCUGUGGAUCUUGGACACGUUCAUGACGCACACGCGGAUUUCGCAACACUUCCAGUUUUCCUUCUACGGGACGCUGGCGUGGGGCAUCAUCUCGAGGAUCUCCGUGCCGCUGCUCAUCCUCUACCGCUUCCACUCGGCCGUCAUCCUCGUCGAGAUCUGGAAGAACACCUACAGGACCAAGGCCGACUAGGAAGCACCACCUCCAGCCAGCUCAGAACCAAGCGGCCAGGCCCAUCUCCCUCCCGCUCCUCCUCCUCCUCAGGAUCUCGGUUCGCCCUCAGACUCGAACGCGAUUCGCUCCUCUCCGGGGAGGGGAACCG